Cucurbita maxima (winter squash) is the source of this 1676-nucleotide messenger RNA. Its product is annotated as non-specific phospholipase C3-like. The record is from RefSeq and is a predicted model, not a curated record. Gene Ontology annotation, molecular function: hydrolase activity, acting on ester bonds. Lineage: Eukaryota; Viridiplantae; Streptophyta; Magnoliopsida; Cucurbitales; Cucurbitaceae. Gene Ontology annotation, biological process: phospholipid catabolic process.
CUCUAAAAUUUCCCUUUCCAAUUUCUCUCUCUCCUCAAAAUGUCUCCGGCUAUCAACGCCACCGCCGCCGGCGAUGGUAAAUCCACCGCAAGUCCGAUAAAGACGAUCGUCAUUCUAGUACAAGAGAAUCGAUCCUUCGAUCACAUGCUCGGCUGGAUGAAGUCUCUAAAUCCAGAAAUCGACGGCGUCACAAAUGAAAACCGAUUCUCGAACCCUGUCUCCACCUCCGAUCCAAAUUCGCCUUCUAUUUUCUUCGGAAACGCCUCCGCCUACGUCGAUCCUGAUCCCGGCCACUCAAUCCAAGACAUAUACGAGCAGAUUUUCGCCGAGCCGUGGUCCGACGCCUCUCAAUCGAAAGAUCCUCUUCCGCCAGCGACGAUGCGAGGCUUCGCACAGAACGCAGAGCGGAUCGAAAAAGGAAUGUCGGCAACAGUGAUGAACUGAUUCAAGCCGGAGGCGGUGCCGGUGUUCAAAGAGUUGGUGAUGGAGUUCGGAGUGUGUGACCGGUGGUUCGCGUCGGUGCCGCUGUUUGUGCACUCGGCGACGUCGUUUGGACUGAGUAGUAACGAUAUGAAGCAAUUGAUCGGAGGACUUCCGCAGAAGACGAUCUUCGAAUCGUUGGAAGAAGAAGGCUUCAGUUUCGGGAUUUACUACCAGCAUCUUCCGUCUACUCUGUUCUACCGGAAUCUAAGGAAAUUGAAAUACAUAAAGAAUUUCCAUCCCUUUGGGAUCGAUUUCAAGAGACACUGUGAAGAAGGAAAGCUCCCAAACUACGUAGUGAUAGAACAGAGAUUCUUCGAUUUAGCAUCAUUACCUGGAAACGACGAUCAUCCUUCUCACGACGUUGCAGAAGGCCAAAAACUCAUCAAAGAAGUCUACGAAGCUUUGCGAUCCAGUCCACAGUGGAACCAGAUCCUGUUCUUGAUCACCUACGAUGAGCAUGGAGGUUUCUUCGACCACGUCCCCCCGCCGCUCGUCGGAGUCCCUAAUCCCGACGGCCGCGUCGGUCCUCCUCCCUACAAUUUCAUGUUCGAUCGCCUCGGUGUUAGGGUUCCGACGGUUUUUGUCUCUCCUUGGAUUCAACCCGGAACAGUGUUGCACAGGCCGUUGGGGUCAGAUCCGUCAUCGGAGUUCGAGCAUUCGUCAAUUCCUGCGACGGUGAAGAAGAUUUUUGGUCUCGAGCAAUUCUUGACGAAGCGCGACGAAUGGGCCGGCACUUUUGAGAUUGUUCUUAAUCGACACAGCCCAAGAACUGAUUGUCCAGUGAAGCUAAAGGAUCCGGUGAAAUUACGAGACGUCGAGGCAAACGAGACGAGACGACUGAGCGAGUUUCAGGAGGAGUUGGUAAAGUUAGCAGCAGUGCUGAAAGGAGAUGAGAAGAAGGAAACAAAUCUGGAAAAGGUAGUAGAGAAGAUGAGAGUUGUCGAGGGAGCUUCAUACUGUGAAAAAGCACUGAAAAGUUUCGUAAAAGAGUGUGAGAAAGCCAUGGAAAAUGGAGGUGAUGAGGUGAUGAAAGUUCUUCAGCCUUCUUCUAAUACCACCAAGAAGCCCCCCAAGUCUUUUGCUCGCAGGUUCCUUGCCUGCUUGGCUUGCCAUGGUUGAUUCAGUAUUAAAAUCAUCCAUCUUCUUUAUGCACCUUUAGUUUGAUUUUAAUAUGUAAAGAAUGAUGUUAGUCA